This is a messenger RNA of Chaetura pelagica (chimney swift), 957 nucleotides long. It is a transcript of the gene EPCAM, whose product is annotated as epithelial cell adhesion molecule. The record is from RefSeq and is a predicted model, not a curated record. The coding region runs from base 1 to 957 and encodes 318 amino acids. Gene Ontology annotation, cellular component: membrane; bicellular tight junction. Lineage: Eukaryota; Metazoa; Chordata; Aves; Apodiformes; Apodidae. The transcript has 9 exons. Gene Ontology annotation, molecular function: cadherin binding involved in cell-cell adhesion.
AUGCAACUUGGAAAAACUGUGGAAAAACUUCAACAUGGAUUGAAUGCUGAACACAGUGGCAGCAAGGAAACAGAACUCUACCUGACUCUCAAUCAGGCCUGCGUGUGCCGGAACAACAAGCGUGUGACCCACUGCCGGAUGACCGACGGCGGCUGCCAGUGCGAGGCGGUGGGCUCGGGCGUGCCCGUGAACUGCAACACGCUGACCUCAAAAUGCCUGUUGAUGAAAGCAGAGAUGGCACACACAAAAUCCGGUCGCCGUGAGAAACCAAAAGAUGCAUUUGAAGAUACUGAUGGGCUGUAUGAUCCAGAGUGUGAAAAUACUGGUGUGUUCAAGGCGAAGCAGUGCAAUGGAACCACCUGUUGGUGUGUGAAUACAGCUGGCGUUAGAAGAACAGACAAACAUGAUGCAGACUUGAAGUGCAAUCAGUUAGUCAGAACAAUGUGGAUCAUCAUUGAAAUGAAACAUGCUGAGAGAGACUCUCCUCUGAACACUGAAUCUUUAAAUAAGUUCUUCAGGGAUACUCUUACCACUCGUUAUAUGCUGGAUGGACGUUAUAUCAGUAGUGUUCUGUAUGAGAAACCUUUCAUUACUAUUGAUUUGAAGCAAAAUUCCUCAGAAAAAUCUCCUGGAGAUGUGGAUAUAGCUGAUGUGGCCUACUACUUUGAAAAAGAUAUGAAAGGUGACCCCAUCUUCCAUGGUGAUAAGGGACUAGACAUCAGCUUUGACAAUGAACAACUGAAAUUGGAGAAGACAGUUGUCUACUAUGUUGAUGAAAUUGCACCCGAGUUUUCCAUGAAGUCUCUGACUCCUGGCCUUAUUGCUGUCAUUGUAGUAAUAGUAAUAGCAAUAGUUGCUGCAAUUGUUCUUUUGGUCCUCACGAGAAGGAGGAAAGGGAAGUACGUGAAAGCAGAGGUAAAGGAGAUGAAUGAAAUGCAUAGAGGGCUGAACGCAUAA